Sinocyclocheilus rhinocerous is the source of this 809-nucleotide messenger RNA. It is a transcript of the gene cav4b, whose product is annotated as caveolin 4b. Bases 241 to 750 code for a protein of 169 amino acids. The record is from RefSeq and is a predicted model, not a curated record. The transcript has 4 exons. Lineage: Eukaryota; Metazoa; Chordata; Actinopteri; Cypriniformes; Cyprinidae. Gene Ontology annotation, molecular function: molecular adaptor activity. Gene Ontology annotation, biological process: regulation of cytosolic calcium ion concentration; caveola assembly; cell differentiation. Gene Ontology annotation, cellular component: caveola; sarcolemma; focal adhesion.
ACACAAGGCAGAAAGAGUGAGGUCACACCUCCAUACUGUAAGUCCCCUCCAUGCCUCCUGCUGCACAGUUAUAGUUUGAUACAGGCCACAUAUUCAUCUGUUAGAUGUAGACGACGAGAUUGGAGAUUGGCAGUGUCUGGCAGAUAGAUCAAAAAAUAGUUGCUAUUGCUGAAGUUACUUUUUUGACCCUGCACCAGGAUUACUGUUUAUUUUUGGAUCAGGACUAUUGAAUCGGUCAAUAUGAUGUCAGACGAGUAUUUGGUGGAGUGUAAUAUUGAUGAUGAAGAUGAUGAUGAUGAUGAUGUGAAGAAGAUCCACCUGUCUCCGCCUCCUCCUCCACAGUUCUCCUCCACCCCGUCCCUCACUCAGGUUGAGAUCAGGGAUCCCUGUGGCAUCAACAAACACUUGAAGAUAGAGUUUAGCGAUGUUUUGGCAGAGCCCGUGUCCACACACAGCUACGACCGUGUGUGGGUGUACAGCGGCAUCACCUUUGAGUCCAUGCGGCUGUGGGGUUACCGCUGCCUGACAGCGCUGUGUGCGGUUCCCCUCUCCUGUCUCUGUGGCUGUCUCUUUGCCCUCCUGGCCUGUUUGCACAUCUGGUGUGUGAUGCCCUGUAUUCAGGUGUUUCAUACCUGCCUGCCCUGUGUGAGGUCACUGUGGAUGAGUGUGGUUAAUGUCUUCAUCGCUCCGUUCUGCACAUCUGUGGCUCGUUGUUGCAGUGGCAUAUAUGUGGUGUUCUCCAAAGAGUGAAGAAACACAGGAAGGAAUCUGAGGAAGCUCGUCAAACUGCUUUUCUCUCAAUUAAAAAA